This is a messenger RNA of Galendromus occidentalis (western predatory mite), 1563 nucleotides long. RefSeq names its product acid phosphatase type 7. Gene Ontology annotation, molecular function: metal ion binding; acid phosphatase activity. NCBI's taxonomy places the organism in Eukaryota, Metazoa, Arthropoda, Arachnida, Mesostigmata, Phytoseiidae. The record is from RefSeq and is a predicted model, not a curated record.
AUCCACAUCCGGAGCUCACUUCCAGCUGAGAGGAGCCAAGUUCUGGUCCGCGGUGAGCCAUGAAAGAGCUGCGAAAUUUUUGGUGGAUUCUGCUGGUUCUAGCGACCCCACCAUCGCGUGCCCUCUUUGAUGGCUCUCCCGUCCUCUAUCUCCAGCCCGAACAGGUCCACCUCAGCCUAGGCGCUGAUGAGACCGAAAUGAUAGUCACUUGGGUGACGCUGUCCCCGACAAACUCUUCGGUGGUAGAAUACGGCUUGGAUUCGACAUCAAGCCAUACAUUGACCGAGAAACGGCACGGCACCAUGGAGCUUUACGAGGACUUUGGGGAUGAGCGACGCAAGAUCUACAAUCAUCGAGUCGUGCUCACUGUACUCACACCUGGGACCUAUUACCGUUACCAUUGCGGAGACCCAGUCGUGGGGUGGAGCGACGUUUUCACGUUCAGGAGCCUCCUGAUAGAUGACGCUUUCAACCCGAAGUUCCUUAUUUACGGCGACUUAGGGAACAGCAACGAUCAGGCCUUGACAGCUAUCGAAGAAGAGGUUCUGAAUUCUCAGAUAGACACCGUGGUCCACUUGGGCGAUUUCGCCUACGAUAUGGCAGACGACAAUGCGCGGCGUGCCGAUGAGUUCAUGCGGCAAAUCGAACCUAUAGCAGCUUAUGUCCCAUACCAGGUCUGCCCCGGCAACCAUGAGUAUCACUACAAUUUCUCCAACUACGAGGCUCGCUUCUCGAUGUGGAAUCGACAGCAAAACCAGCGAAACAACUUCUUCCAUUCGUUCAACGUUGGACCAGUCCACAUGGUUCUCUUCACUACUGAGUUCUACUUUUACCUUCGAUUCGGCUACGAGCAGAUCCAGAGCCAAUACAAUUGGCUCAUUCAGGAUUUGGAGGAGGCGAAUCUACCUGAAAACCGGCAGAAGAGACCUUGGAUAUUCUUGAUAGGUCACCGUCCUAUGUACUGUACAAACCAGGAGUUCCGCGAUUGCUCGGCUCCGUACAGCAUCCUGCGCUCAGGGAUGCCCUUCACUCAGGACUUCUGUCAGGAUCUUCUGAAGAAAUAUGGAGUCGACAUCUACUGGCGGGACGACCAGCACUCAUACGAGCGGCUCUGGCCGCUAUACAAGUGGGAGGUGUCCGAUCGAACAAGCGCUGCGUACAUCAAUCCGUCGAGCCCGGUUCACAUUGUCACGGGAGCACCGGGUAACCGUGAGGAACUGAGUCCCUUCGGUGAAGAUUUCCGCAAUAUCAGCGCCUAUCGGACCGCCGACUACUACUCGUACACAAGGCUGCAGCUCCUCAACAAAACCCACAUACUCAUGGAACAGAUUUCCGUGCCUGAGGGAUCCGUGUUAGACUCGUUGGUCAUCGCAAAAAAUUCAGCAGCACCGAAGUGGCAACAACCCGAUCUCCCGUUGACCUCUUCAUUAUGUUGAUAGCCCCUGAUAGACCUCCGGAGUUGGAGAGAGUUCCCACGGUCUCCGACGAUUUUCGCCGAUUCUCCCGAGCCGGGAUCGAUCUUAGACGAUUUUCCCCGAGCAAUAAAAAAUUGAAGUCUGUGCG